Molecule: messenger RNA, 2401 nt
Organism: Acanthisitta chloris (rifleman)
Lineage: Eukaryota; Metazoa; Chordata; Aves; Passeriformes; Acanthisittidae
Gene: EIF2B5
Product: eukaryotic translation initiation factor 2B, subunit 5 epsilon, 82kDa
Exons: 15
Coding region: 7-1968 (653 amino acids)
Cellular component (GO): eukaryotic translation initiation factor 2B complex
Molecular function (GO): translation initiation factor activity; translation initiation factor binding; guanyl-nucleotide exchange factor activity
Source: RefSeq, a predicted model, not a curated record
UUACCUAUGGCAAAUGUGGCCAUGAUUGACUAUACCUUGGAGUUCCUAACAGCAACAGGAGUGGAAGAAACCUUUGUUUUCUGCUGUUGGAAGUCAGCUGAGAUAAAAGAGCAUUUGCAAAAGUCCAAAUGGUGCCGCCACACGUCUCCCAACACGGUGCGCUUCGUCACAUCCGACCUGUACCGCUCGCUGGGUGAUGUGCUCCGAGACGUGGAUGCCAAGUCCCUCGUGCGCUCCGACUUCAUUCUCGUCACUGGAGAUGUGGUGUCCAACUUCAAUAUAUCCAAAGCCCUGGAAGAGCACAAGCUGCGCCGCAAGAUGGAAAAGAAUGUUUCUGUGAUGACGAUGAUAUUCAAGGAGUCCUCACCUGGCCACCAUGCCAGGUGCAAAGAGGAUGACAUUGUUAUUGCUAUGGACAGUGCCACAAACCGUGUCCUUCACUACCAGAGGACCCAGGGGUUGAAACGAUUUCGCUUUCCUAUGAGUCUGUUCCAGAACUCUAUUGAGAAUGUUGAGGUGCGCCAUGACUUGCUAGAUUGUCAUAUCAGCAUCUGCUCUCCACAGGUGGCUGAACUGUUCACAGACAACUUCGACUACCAGACACGAGAUGACUUUGUGCGUGGUCUGUUGGUGAACGAGGAGGUCCUGGGGAACCAGAUCCAUAUGCAUGUAACGACAGAAGAGUAUGGUGCUCACAUAUGCAACCUGCUGAUGUACGAAGCUGUGUGCUCCGACAUCAUCCGGCGCUGGGUUUACCCUCUGACUCCAGAGAUGAACUUCACUGAUGACAAGAAUCAGAGUUACACCCAUUCUAAACACAACAUUUACCGAGGGGUGGAUGUUAGCCUUGGCCACGGCAGUGUGCUGGAAGAGAACGUACUCAUCGGGCAGGGAACGGUCAUUGGCAGCGACUGCAGCAUCGUAAACAGCAUCAUUGGGCAGAACUGCAGGAUAGGUGAUAAAGUCACUUUGGAUGGAGCUUUUCUGUGGGACAGAGUACACAUAGCAGAUAAUGUGGAGAUCCGACAUUCUGUUAUCUGUGAUGAAGCCGAAGUGAAGGAGAAAGUAAAGCUAAAGCCCCACUGUGUCCUCUCUUCUCAGGUAGUAGUAGGUCCUGGCAUCACUCUCUCUGAGGGCACAGUGAUCUCUCUGCACCCCCCAGAUGAAGAGGAAGAGGACGAUGACCAGUUCAGUGAUGAUUCUGGUGUGAACAAGGAGGAGAGCAAAGUGAAACUGAAAGGUUACAAUAAAAAGGAUGUAGGCUCAGAGGGCAGAGGCUAUCUCUGGAAAGCAGAUGACAAGAAUGAAGAGGAUGAAGAAGAGCAGAGACAAAGCCUAUGGGGCCCAGUUAUGCAUUCAGAGGAAGAGAGCGAGUCAGACAGUGACCUGAGCAUGGGCUCUGAGGAGCCAGACAGUCGGGCAGCAUCCCCUCAGCUGGAUGACAUCAAAGUUUUCCAGAAUGAGGUUCUGGGUACAUUACAGAGGGGUGAAGAAGAAAACAUUUCCUGUGACAACCUGGUCCUGGAAAUCAACUCCCUCAAGUAUGCAUAUAACAUUGGCCUGAAGGAGAUGAUGCAGGUGCUCAGUAAAGUGAUCCUGGAGUUCCCACUACAGCAGCUGGACGCAAACCUGGACUCCCAGAACUAUUUCUCAGCAUUGCUUCCUCUGUUGAAGAACUGGACCCCAUUGUUUAAGAACUACAUAAAACGGGCAUCAGAUCACUUGAAUGCCUUAUGUGCCAUUGAGGAAUUCUUCCUGGAACAUGACAGUCUCUGCACGUCGAUAGCUAAAGUGUUGAUGACAUUUUACCAGCUGGAAAUUCUGGAAGAAGAUGUAAUCCUUAAUUGGUUCUCUUUGCGGGACACAUCUGACAAGGGAAAGCAGCUCCGUAAAAACCAGCGGCUUCAGAAGUUUAUCCAGUGGCUGGAGGAGGCAGAGGAAGAGUCGUCUGACGGCGACCAAGACUGAUGUGGUGACUUGGCAUGAGAAGAGGCUCUCACUGCCUUUCUGGGCCGAGUGGGCAGGGCAAGAUCAAUGCCAGUGCAUGGUGUGUAGAUGUGGGGCCUGACAUCGAAGUGACUGACAAUCCCAUCCUUGAUUCAGUUGUGUGUUUCCAACUUUGCCACUUCCCUCCCUCCCUCACUUGCACCUUAUGUCAGAUGGUUGCAACCCCAUGUAAAAACCAUAAGGGAAAAGCAGGAGGUGGUGAUACCUAAAAUCCCUCUGGAGCCUGGAUAUGAUACACUAUAAGCUAUCUUUUGGGAGGUCCUUUUUACUAAUACAAAGGGAGCAAAUAGAUGCAAAUGCAUAUCACGCUGUUGUAGAUCUAACCAUCAGGGUUGUGGAAGAAUGGUCAUACAGCUAAGGUAUUUGGAGUCGUUGCUUCUGGAGCUAAGAGAAC